AUGAACAGCUCACUUUUUCUGUCUCUACCCGUGGAGAUACGAGAUCACAUAUACAGCUAUGUUUUCCUCGGCCUCGGUCCAACUCGUCACAAGCUUGCCCGCUGUGGACCAGCAUACUACAUUCACGACUUUUGUUUAAGACCCUCACCAGCCGCCCAGAAGAUGAGAUAUCCGGAUAUUCUGGCCAUAACAGCACGCGACCACCCUCUACUGAACACCUGCCAUCAAAUCUCGAAUGAAGGCUUCGAUGUAUUUUUGAGCAACAACGAGUUUGUGCAAGAUAUACUUGUCACCAGCCUAACCGCCUCGGCAUGCAAGUUCGUGAGUUUGUUCAUCAAAGGCAUCGGAGAUAGGGUUCAUCUCGUCCGGAGAAUGGGUCUCGCAAUUGAGGAACCCGAUGGAGAUUUACUCGCAAAACUCAUGGACUGGCUGAUCAUGGUCGCCAACGCCGAACGGAUACGGACUGGUGUCAUGAUCCUUAGAGUGAAGCUCAAGCGACCGACGAAGGGUCCUCCGCUUUUCUCGCCUAUGGGAGAGUCCUGGACUAUUGCGCCGAAAGACGAAGAUGUGAUGAUCAUGAAUAUCGUCGUUGGCGACGAGCGAGCCUCAUGGGCAGAAUUUGAGAAGAGCAAGGAACUUGACUGGGAAGGCCGUCAACGAGGAACCGAUAGAGUGCUUGACUCAUGUCGUGUCGCGGGAAUGGAAAGUGUAAAAGACCGUGAAAAGGCAUGGCGAGAAGAGAGAAGAGUUUGGUGGGAAGAGACCUGGCAAGCAAUGCGCGAGAAGUACAAAGGUUGGUUGGAAGUGAUGGACGACUUGAAGCCCAGACCAAAGGUUUUCGUAGGUUGUGGAGAGGACGAGCUAGGACUUCGGAGGUCGAAACAAUCGUUUAGCCAGGCGACCUGA
Aureobasidium uvarum is the source of this 906-nucleotide messenger RNA. The record is from the annotation of a GenBank genome assembly. NCBI's taxonomy places the organism in Eukaryota, Fungi, Ascomycota, Dothideomycetes, Dothideales, Saccotheciaceae.